AUGGUAAGGGAAUUCCCAGUGUACCAUUCCCUGCAGGACGUCGCCGGGUAUAACUUGUCGGCGAGUGCCGGCGGGGGGUUGCAUGGCGGCGUUUCAGCUUUUAUGAAAGCGGGACCAAAUGACGGCAUAACCGUUGAGGGAUUCAACAGCUACGUCGCCGGAGCAUUCCCUCUCAGACAGCCUAGGAUUGUCUCCGAGAUUCUUGGUGGCAUAAUAGUGGGACCGAGCGUGUUAGGCCGGAGCAAGAAGUUCAAGGAGUUCCUGUUCCCGGAGAACGCAGACUUCAUGGUGAAAAACAUAGGCCUGCUAGGGUUCAUGUACUUCCUUUUCGUCUCCGGCGUCAAGAUGGACGUAACCCUCAUCACCAAGUCCGGCAAGAAGCACAUCUGGAUCGCCCUUGCCAGCGUCAUCUUCCCGAUGUCCAUCGUCCUCGCCGUCGGCUUCUCCCUCCGCAAGUCCAUGGACGCCGACCUCGCCUCCGUCUCCUCCAUCGGCGCCGUCGCCUCCACCGUCGCUACCACCGCCUUCCCCGUCCUAUACCCCGUCCUCAAGGAGCUCAACCUAUUGAGCUCCGAGGUCGGACGGAUGUCCCUCUCCACCGCCGUCAUUGCCGACGCCAUCGGCAUCAACGCCCUCAUCGCCUUCGAGGCCUCGAAACAAGGCGAGGCCCAGUCGAAGAACGGCGGCUGGUACCUCAUGUCCUCCAUCUUCAUCCUCAUCCUCCUCAUCCUCAUCCGCAAGCUCAUGACCUGCCUCGUCCUCCGCUCCGGCCAGAACGGCAAGCCCAUCGACCAGGCCUUCAUCGUCGCCAUCCUCCUCGGCGCCCUCUUCAUGGGCUUCCUCACCGACAUGUUCGGCCUCGCCAUCGCCAACGGCCCAAUGUGGUUGGGCCUCGUCAUUCCCGACGGCCCUCCGCUGGGGUCCACGCUCGUCGAGAGAACGGAGACCAUCGCCACCGAAAUUCUCAUGCCCUUCUCGUUCGCGUUUAUCGGCAUGUACGUUGACGUCUCCAAUGUCGGAUUUGUUUGGCCGGCGCUUAAGCCGCUUGUCGCCAUGACCCUCAUUGGUUAUGUUACGAAGAUACUUGCCACGGUGCUUGCUUGUCUUUACUUCAAGAUGCCUUUGAGGGAUAGCCUCGCGCUCAGCUUUACUCUCAGCGUGAGGGGUCAAGUGGAGCUUUUGUUGUUCAUUCACUGGAUGGACAAACAGAUUUUGCACCCCUCCUAUUUCACAAUGUUGGUGCUCCUAACAACCAUGAUAACCGGGAUAGUAACACCACUAAUCAGCCUCGUCUACGAUCCAACAAAGCCAUACAUGGUGAACAAGAGGAGGACCAUCCAGCACACAGCUCCAGGCGCUGACCUCCGCACCCUCCUUGCCAUCCAAGACCAGGAGAGUGUGGGGGCCAUCAUCACCCUCCUCAAGGCCUCAAACCCGACCCCAGCCACCCCGUUCUCCGUCACCGCCCUCUGCGUGAUGGAGCUUGUUGGCCGCGCUGCCCCGGUCUUCAUCGACCACGACCGGCAGCGUGAGGUCCCCACCCAGUAUACUUCCUGCCUCGUCAUCCACAAUGCUCUCAGCCAAUUCCAAGACUCCCACGCCGAGUGCCUAAAGCUCCAUUCCUACACCAUCGUCACCCCUAAAAGAACCAUGUACCAGGACAUCUGCGAGCGAGCUCUCAUCAACAAAGCCACCCUCAUCAUCCUUCCCUUCGACAAGGACAGUCUCGACACUGGCGGCAGAGGAGGAGGACGUCUUGGCGUCCGCUCCGUCAACUCCUUAGUGCUGUCCCAUGCACCAUGCUCCGUCGGGAUACUCGUCGACAAAGGCCACGUCGCAAGGCUGAACCCGGUCGCAGCAGCCUCUUCUGCCUUUGGAGGCGCUGGGCUCCACUUCGCGGUGCUGUUCUUGGGCGGAGCUGACGCCAGAGAAGCCCUGGCCUACGCCGACCGUAUGCUCGGAAACCCCGACGUCUGCCUGACCGUGAUCCGGUUCCUGGCCUUCAAUGGCGAAGGGGACAACGAGAUGGAGAAGAAGCUGGACGACGGCGUGGUGACGUGGUUUUGGGUGAAGAACGAGGCCAACGAGAGGGUGCUUUACAGGGAGGUGAUUGUCAGGAAUGGGGCGGAGACGGUGGCGGCGAUACAGGCGAUCAAUGAGGACACCUUUGAUCUUUGGAUUGUGGGGAGGAAGCAGGGGAUUAAUCCGGUGCUUCUCGAAGGGUUGUCGGAUUGGACUGAGAAUCAUCAAGAGCUGGGGAUCAUUGGGGACUAUGUUGGGGCCGUUGAUUUCGGAGGUACUGCGUCUGUGUUGGUUAUUCAGCAGCAGAUUCUUAGAGAGCAGGGGACGGCGGCCAGAAGUGCUUCUAGAAGAUUGGGAAUGUUGUAUGGGAACCAGUAGCUAGCUAGGCUAAAUUGAGACCUCCAUAUAUUUAUACAUACAUAUGUAUAACAUACGUGUACGUGCAUCCUCAAAGAGAUGGAUGAAGUUGGCAGAAUAGAAGUUACGAAAUGUCUGAUAAUUAAGAACUAGAACUGAAAUCAUUUUUGAAUU
Messenger RNA from Morus notabilis, 2553 nucleotides. Its product is annotated as cation/H(+) antiporter 25. NCBI's taxonomy places the organism in Eukaryota, Viridiplantae, Streptophyta, Magnoliopsida, Rosales, Moraceae. The record is from RefSeq and is a predicted model, not a curated record. Bases 1 to 2400 code for a protein of 799 amino acids. Gene Ontology annotation, biological process: proton transmembrane transport; regulation of pH. Gene Ontology annotation, cellular component: endomembrane system; membrane. The transcript is spliced from 5 exons. Gene Ontology annotation, molecular function: antiporter activity.